AUGGCAGCAUUUCUCAAUAACAAGAACAGUUCUGCCCCUCGUGCAACCGCCGACAUGGCGCGGGUGAGAAACAAGUUUCUCCCCUCCAUCUUCGAAGAGAAAAAUGAUGACAAAAUACAGGACUUUCGCAAAGCUUUGAAGAUAAACGAAGAUGACGUAGAUGAAGUGGAUCAAUUCGCAAUGGUUCAUUCAGCGCUGCACGAAGCGGAAACUGUUGAAGAAAACAAAGGAUCAGUGAUGAGAGAUUCGCAUAAAAUACCUCGCAGAAUAGGCACUGCCAGAAUAAAACCUCUCACGAGAAGUUUCUCAGAUUCACGAAUGGAUCCAUGGCGGCCAAGGAGACAAACCUCGGCGUUUGUCGGAGCCAGCCGCAUCAACUCGGGUAUUCCUACGGGUCAACGAUCAUUUGGGCAACGUAAAAUAACAUCACCCGGAGUGAACCGAGCGCGGCAAGUUGAUGUAGCAGAAGUAAUUGACUUGACAAAUCCUGAAGAUGCAAAUGAAAUUGCACGCAGAUUCUUUCAAGACGAGUUAAAAAUGGAUCUAUUAGACCCACGUUUUGAUAAACCUGAAGACUUUAUUGCUAAUUUACGGUGGAAAGCAGAAAGAAAGUUUAGCUACGGGGAGUUAUGGCAACGAAGAAUAUCGGGCGGAGCACAUAACAUCACUUUAACAAACAAUUCACCGACAAUUUGGCCGAGCCCUAAAUGUGACGAAAAACUACCAACAAUAGGCAAGUCACACACAUACACACAAGUUCAUUCCCCUUUUCUGCAGAUAUCUUAUUCAAAGCCAAAGGCUGGUGGUGAUUUUUUUAGUGACAAGAAAAGACUGACUUCUUCCUUCAAAGAGCAUGCUGAUAACUGUUAUAGACGAAAACGAGGUGGAAUUUUAAAUCCGAUUAGGCGAGCCGACAAAAAAUCCAAAACCAUUAUCAGAGAUCACUUGCAAUCCCGGAAGGAGAAGAAUCCCUGA
This is a messenger RNA of Pocillopora verrucosa, 975 nucleotides long. RefSeq lists its product as uncharacterized. NCBI's taxonomy places the organism in Eukaryota, Metazoa, Cnidaria, Anthozoa, Scleractinia, Pocilloporidae. The record is from RefSeq and is a predicted model, not a curated record.